CUCCUACAAGAUAGACAUGAGUUUCUGCGGAAAAGUGGUGAUAGUUACGGGUGCGAGCUCCGGCAUCGGCGCAGCUGCCGCCAUCUUGUUUACGAAAGAAGGCGCUCGAGUCGCCAUCGUCGGUCGAAAUGAGAACAAACUCAGUAACGUCGCAAAACAAUGCGCGGGAAAAGGAGAAACACCUCUUGUCAUCAAAGCAGAUGUAUCCAACGAAGAAGAAGCUAAGAGUAUAGUUCAACAGACUAUCGACAAAUUUGGAAAAUUGGAUGUCCUAAUCAAUAAUGCUGGCUUCACCAAACCAGGCUCGCUACUCGACGGAAAGAUUCUCGAAGCAUACGACGAUAUAAUGAAAACGAACGUCCGAGCUGUGAUCCAUCUGACAACACUAGCAGCUCCUCAUUUGAUAAAAACAAAAGGGAACAUCAUCAACACGUCUAGCGUGGUGUCUCUCCGCGUCCUUAGCGCACCGACGCAAGCUGCUUACUGCAUUUCUAAAGCAGCUUUGGAUCAUUUCACGCGCUGCGCUGCCUUAGAACUGGCACCUUCGGGCGUUAGAGUGAACAGCGUCAAUCCAGGACCAGUGAGAACCGAUGCUCUGGAAAAUGCCGGCGUAAUGAAUGCCGAUGCUGUGUGGGAUAGUUACAAGAGCAAAACAGCCCUGAACAGGAUUGGUGAGCCCGAGGAAAUAGCUGAGGUCAUGUUGUUUUUAGCCAGUGACAGGGCGAGGAGUAUUACUGGAUCUAUUUAUUUGUCUGACAAUGGGUUUAUACUUAAAAAUUAG
Messenger RNA from Cydia amplana, 781 nucleotides. RefSeq names its product 3-oxoacyl-[acyl-carrier-protein] reductase FabG-like. Lineage: Eukaryota; Metazoa; Arthropoda; Insecta; Lepidoptera; Tortricidae. The transcript has a single exon. The record is from RefSeq and is a predicted model, not a curated record. The coding region runs from base 17 to 781 and encodes 254 amino acids. Gene Ontology annotation, molecular function: oxidoreductase activity.